This is a messenger RNA of Argiope bruennichi, 1103 nucleotides long. RefSeq names its product peroxisomal biogenesis factor 19-like (gene Pex19). NCBI's taxonomy places the organism in Eukaryota, Metazoa, Arthropoda, Arachnida, Araneae, Araneidae. The record is from RefSeq and is a predicted model, not a curated record. Gene Ontology annotation, biological process: protein import into peroxisome membrane. Bases 145 to 993 code for a protein of 282 amino acids. Gene Ontology annotation, cellular component: peroxisome; peroxisomal membrane. The transcript is spliced from 2 exons.
AGGCGGCCUACUGCUAUACUGAACUCUACUGACUUGCGAUAUCGUAAUCGUAUAUAACAUCGUUAUUGAUUAUUAUUAUUUUUUUUUUCAUCAUUGUCAAUGAGGAAAAAUACAUAAGUGAUACGGCAAAAGCAAUGAUAUAACAUGGAUAAAGAUAAAGAAUCAGUACCUGCAGUUUCUGAGGAUGACCUCAGUGAAUUACUUGAUAGUUGUUUGGAUGACUUCAAUAAACCCUUACCUAAACCUGUUCUACCAGAAUCCACAACUAAGAAAGAUAAUGUACCUAAGGCAAAAACACCUUCAGUAGAAGGUGCUAAGCCCCCAGAUUGUGCAGCUUGGAGUGAAGAAUUUAAAGAAUUUAGUGAUGUUAUGGAGAAUAUAAUGUCAAAUGAUUCAGAACUGAAUGAGAUUAAAAAGAUGAUGGAGAGUUGUCUUUCCCAACAAGGUCCUCCGAUAGAUGAUGCUAAUUUUGCUGAAUCAUUUGCUGAGAGCAUUCGAGAAAUGACACAACAAGCACAAAAUAUUCCAGAAAAUCCAUCUGAUGAUAUUGCAAAUUUAUUAAGUAAUUUGGGUUUGGGUGAUGGUAAUAAUCCUGAUUUAGAGAAUAUGCCAGAUAUAUUGCCACUGAUGCAAAAUAUCAUGCAAAGGUUGAUGUCCAAAGAUCUCCUCUAUCCAUCCAUUAAGGAAAUUGUUGAAAAAUACCCAGGAUGGCUAGAUGAGAAGAAAUCAUCUCUUGAGAAAGAAGAGCAUGAAAAAUACCAGAAACAGUAUGAAUUUAUGAAGCAGAUUUGUGACGAAUUUGAAAAAGAAAUAUCUAAUACAGAAGAAGCAAAAAAAGAACAAUUCGAAAAAGUAUUGAUACUGAUGCAGAAAGUACAAAAUUAUGGUAAUCCACCCAAAGAGCUUAUAUCUAAUAUUAGCCCAGGACUUCCUUUAGAUGAUCAAGGCAAUUUCCAAAUACCUGGUAUGUCUGAGCAGUGUAGGAUUAUGUAAAAGAAAUGCAGUAUACAUAUAAUUGUACACCACAUUAAAAUUUUACUGUGUGUUCUUUUAAAAUCAGUUCUCUAAAUGUAAAUCGAUUCUAAUAAAUGUUUAUUAUUAAA